CUGGCUCUCUGCUCAGAGAAGGGGACCGAUUCUACUCCAUUCACUGCUACCCUACCUGCCCCAGGUGGUUUAGGAGGUACAUGGACGGGAGGUCUUUGCCCUUCUCAUAAUGCUGGCUCUAAACUAGCUUCAGCUCUUCGCAUAAACACAAGGCAGCUCCGCACUCGCCUAUCAGUCACCUUUUCCUAAGGGACCGUAUGCCCAUACUGUACUUGUGCAGACAGACAAGAGCUAGUUGCCACCGCCUGGAAGACAAUGCUACUGUAGCAAGUCCGUUCCAUUUUGUCCGCCUGAGCACGCACAUCGGCUCCAAGUAGUCGCCGGGAGCGCCAAGCCUUGUCCCCACAUUGAGUAGUACCAACCAGGAAACGUAAGCGCUUGCGUUUCACCUCUGCGCUCUGAUGUCAGAGGCCUUAGGGACUUAGGAAAGAGGGAAGGGACUGGGAGUGAAGGGGUGUACGUAGGAGGGUCUUGGUGGCAGGUCCACACAGAGGAUCGGGGAGGGUCAGUUGGAGGGGGAGUUGAGGACCCACGGGCUCCUCCGUACCAUUCUUCAAGGUUUCAGAACCAACUUGAGUCACGAUAGUCAAAUGUAGCAUAGCGUGCUGCGAACCCGCUCCAGGCGCCCCCGCGGCGCUGGAUGGGACGGUCCUCACCCCCCGAGCCUGCCUUGGUAGUGUCCUAGGGAGGCGAGGCUUAGGGCUGUUGUCUUUAGCAGUGCGCAUGCGCAGUGGAGUGUUUGCUCAGCGCGCGACGUUGUCGUGGCUGAUUUCUCUAGCGCUAGGGGCGGGAUGGCCUGAAAGCCGGGUGCCCAGCUGAGGCGGGGACAUAGAUGGCCGUGGGAUCGUAGUCUCCAGUGCCACCCACCCGCCGGUAUCCUGUCUGGCUCCUGUCACGAGGUAUGUCUACGGCCCAGGAGCUCCUGGGACAGCGAGUGUGAGCAGCGGAUGGGCCAAGAAGCGGCGCUCCCCUUUUGCUCACCUGAAUGCAGAUUGAGGAUGGAUACCCGAAGUUCCUAGAGACAGCUUCGCUGAAAGUGGUGUCAAGCCCAGCCGCUCCGUGUUGGCCCCUGGGACACUCCUGGCAUCCAGUUUAAGACCAUGACUCCUGUGAGCAACCAUGGCGUGGCGGAGAGCAUUUUUGACCUGGACUACGCUUCCUGGAAGAUUCGGUCGACUCUAGCGGUGGCUGGCUUUGUCUUCUACGUGGGCGUCUUUGUGGUCUGCCACCAACUCUCAUCCUCCCUGAAUGCCACCUACCGCUCUCUGGCGGCCAAAGAGAAGGUCUUCUGGAACCUGGCUGCGACGCGUGCCGUCUUCGGCGUCCAGAGCACAGCCGCAGGACUGUGGGCCCUGCUGGGAGACCCCGUGCUCUACGCGGACAAAGCUCUCGGGCAGCAGAACUGGUGCUGGUUUCACAUCACCACGGCCACCGGAUUCUUCUUCUUUGAGAAUGUGGCUGUUCACCUGUCCAAUCUGUUCUUCCGCACCUUUGACUUGUUUCUGGUUGUCCACCACCUCUUUGCCUUCCUUGGGUUCCUUGGUUCAGCGAUCAAUCUCAGAGCUGGCCACUAUCUAGCCAUGACCACGUUGCUCCUGGAGAUGAGCACGCCCUUCACCUGUGUUUCCUGGAUGCUCCUGAAGGCUGGUUGGUCAGACUCCCUGUUCUGGAAGGUCAACCAGUGGCUAAUGAUCCACAUGUUUCACUGCCGAAUGAUCCUCACCUACCACAUGUGGUGGGUGUGCUUCUGUCACUGGGACGCCCUCACCAGCAGCCUGCACCUGCCCCACUGGGCCCUGUUCCUUUUCGGGCUGGCCCUGCUCACAGUCAUCCUUAACCCUUACUGGACACACAAGAAGACCCAGCAGCUUCUCAAUCCUGUGGAUUGGAACUUUGCACAGGCGGAAACCAAGGGCAGCAGGCAAGAAAGGACCAAUGGCCAGGUGCCUCGGAAAAAGAGGCUGUAGUGGCCGCCCAGGGACCGGGUGGACCACGAUGCCAACUGGGAACUGUCCAGGGUUGGGCCAAGCUCCACAAGUGACUUUUUACGUAUGGAUGAGGACAUGAGUGAGUUUACAUCUAGGUGAAUACUGACUUGUUCUUUAGUGUGAAUUCUAAACUACCCAUGAAGUAUUGCUGGGGCCUUGACGUGCCUGCUGGAGGUCUUUGCCAUCAUGACUUUCCUCUGAGUCUUCCAGCCUAGCCCCAACCACAGCAUUAUCUGCCAAGGCAGUGCUGGGGAAGGAGCUAUGGCGGCCAGGUGUGUAGGCCGCUGAGGAGGCCAGGCUGGAUCCCCGAGAGGAUUUAUCAGGAAGGACCCUGUGUGGGUGUGGACGUGCCUUAUUUGGAAGUCAUGUUCUUUUUCAUUGCAAUGAAUUGACCCUAAGAAAAUGUGAUUUGCUGAUAUUUAUUUACUAGCCUGGGGACUUUUGAGCCCGUGGCAGUGCACUGCCCUCUAGUGGCAAGAGGAGGAAGGACACAGUUAUGGUAAGGGGUUCUUGUUGGUGGCUUACUAAGAGUCUGUCCCACCUCUCCUGGCAUGGUGGUGGUGUGAAAUCUUGUACUUCAAAAACAACAACAACAAGACCCCCCAAGCAACCUAGUAACCUCUUUUUUAAAUGAGAAUUUUUAGUGGUAUAUUUCUUAAUUGACAGAAUAAGGUGUCUCGAUCUUUGAGCUAUUUCUCGUUAACCAGAGUGGCUAACCUAGCCAGGUUCUGCUCUGUCUCUCCCCUCCAGGCUGUGAGAGGGGGGUCCUGUACUCAGAGAUGCUCAUCCUGAGUCGCUAGGGCCCAGAGCAAGUAGCUUGUCUGACGUGACCGUGAGCACGUGUGCUCGCUGCACUGUGUGCGGGUUAGACCUCCACACGUGGGCUAGCAAUGCUAUUGGCAGACACCAAAACUUUCUCAGAGAAUAAUUAAAGUACAGUUUUUUUGUUUUUGUUUUUGUUUUGUUUGUCAAAACCACCUGAGAAAUGGUGGUUGCUCUUGAAAAUCAUGUGUGACUUAGGCGUGCCAUGGGUCGUCGGCCUCAGCAUAUUUUGAGUGUUAGCCCUUUAACUUUAUCAGGAUGUAUGAUGCCUAUUUAUUUCAGUCUAAGGAAGCCGUUACUUUGUGUUCCCAAGAUGAUCAGCUGAAAACCCUGUAGCUUCCACGCCUGCUUUGUCGAGGCACCAGCCUGGCAUUUUUUUUAACUGGGCAGAAGUUUAAUAAAGUGACAGCUCUUUCCAAAACCCAAA
Messenger RNA from Mastomys coucha (southern multimammate mouse), 3237 nucleotides. RefSeq names its product CLN8 transmembrane ER and ERGIC protein (gene Cln8). The coding region runs from base 1101 to 1967 and encodes 288 amino acids. NCBI's taxonomy places the organism in Eukaryota, Metazoa, Chordata, Mammalia, Rodentia, Muridae. The transcript is spliced from 3 exons. Gene Ontology annotation, biological process: lipid homeostasis. Gene Ontology annotation, cellular component: endoplasmic reticulum; membrane. The record is from RefSeq and is a predicted model, not a curated record.